AUGUCUUAUUGUGGCAUGUAUCGGCACGAUUUCGAGGAAGCCAUCCAGCUUGCCGAGAAGGCUAUUCGACUCAUGCAAGUAUUUGGCGACAAGCUCCUUGUUCUGCGAUUGCAGUUCGACUCUGCCUGCAUUGUGCUGCAGAGUGUCGAUUUGCAGGGUUCUCUAGACCAGAAUGAGACCAUCCUUGCCGAGAGGAUCAGACUCCAAGGGAAAGACAGCUACUUCACUCUACAAAGUCAGUAUGCUGUGGGUGCAUUGUACUCCUAUCUAGAAAGAUGGGAUGACGCCGAAUGGCAGAUCAAUAACGCUCUGCAGAAAGCUGAAGCCGGUCUUCGGAGGACGUUGGACGGGAACGAGCCUUUUGAAGUACGUAUCCUAGCCAAGAACAACUAG
Messenger RNA from Colletotrichum fioriniae, 393 nucleotides. The record is from RefSeq and is a predicted model, not a curated record. Lineage: Eukaryota; Fungi; Ascomycota; Sordariomycetes; Glomerellales; Glomerellaceae.